CGAUCGUGAAACACUAUGAAUAGAACCAAAGCUCCAGGUCAAGACAUAUUCAACGGAGUGUCUCUCGGCUAGUUCCGACAAGGAGUUUGCCUGGCUUCGACUCCAUCGCAAUAUGGCCGUAUCGCCGUACACACAACCCCCAUUCUCGGAGCAUCGUGCCCGUAAAUCACACAUCAAUACGCCGCUUGAUAUAUUGUUGUAUGUGCUGCUGACGAAAGAUGGUACAAGUGUUUCCUUGACUCAUCAUCAUGCAAAUGAUGUUAAUUAUUAUGAUGCAACAAUCAACAAUAGUGAUAAUAUAAAUCCUCUGGAAAAAUUUUAUCUAAUCACUGAACAAAAGUGGCAUAAGGAUACACUAGUGCCAAUCUCCUUAUUGCCCUCUACGAAGGGAAUGCCUAUGAGAUCCCAUCACAGAGUCCGGCAGUCCGUGACAGGACUGGAUGAUGCUGGAAUGGAUCUCCAAGUGGCCCAACUCAAUAGUCAGACAGACAAGGAAGUACAUUCCAGGACGACUCUAUCAUGGCUAGAUUGGCAUUUGCCUUACUUUGUAGCGCUUUGUGCAAUCGCUGGCACUAUUCUUUUUACAUUCCUAAUCUUGUUAUGGCUGCGAAAACAAAUGUCGCGUGAAAAAGAUAACGAAAAUGGCGAUCGGCACGGUCUGGUCGAGGAAGGUGCCACUUGUAAGCCAGACAAAUCAACUAAAGAUGCAAAAGAAUCCGUGGAAGCUAAAUGGGUUCACGAAGCAUUCGCGAAGCAAUCUGCACCCAAGUACCCGGUACGACCAAUUCCACAGACCUCUUUACCCGAGUCUCUGGCAACGCCCGAACGUAAACCGGAAGCGAUACGUAUGAAAGCAAAAGGAUUGUUGGAAAGACGUGGUUCGAGCACAAGUUUAACCAUAGAACUGGCACCAGCUCCUGAAAGUCCGCCACAUAUGGUUACUCCUACCCGAGAAUGUACAACGGAAGAGUUUUUGCUAAGUGCAGGAAAUGUAUUAUCGAGAGCACAAUUGAAAAAAAUUAUCGAAAGUACGGGAACAUUACACAAAGAAUUUUGGGAAGUGCCACUAAAUCUACCGGAAAAAGUGGAUAUUUGUGGCUCAGGAGUGAAGAAUCGAUACAGCUCUGUUUUGCCCAAUCUACAAACGAGAGUGAUUCUACCAGGUUCCUCCGACGAUCCGCUCGCCGGUUACAUAAACGCUAACUACAUCCGGGGUUACGAUGGCGAAAAUGGUAGAUACAUCGCGACACAGGGACCAUUAGCUAACACGAUAGAAGACUUCUGGAAAAUGAUCUGGGCAGAAAAAGUUCCUGCAAUCGUCAUGAUAACUAGAUUGUACGAAGUGUCCAAACCAAAGUGCGAAGCAUAUUUUCCCUUUGACGUAAAUAAUCGCUUUCAAGCUGGAUCUUUCACAAUUAUCCUUAAUUAUAUCGAUACGAGAAACGGAUAUACCGUCAGAACUAUGGAGAUUCGACACGAAGGAGAAAGGAGACAUUUGCAACACUACUGGUAUGAUUCAUGGCCGGACCAUGCUGUACCUCAAACUGCAGAUGCGCUCGUUAGUAUGGCUGCAGAGAUAAACGCUUCGCCAAAACCAGUAGUUGUCCACUGCAGCGCGGGUAUAGGACGAACUGGUUGUUUCAUAGCGAUAGGAAUAGGAAUGAAUCAACUUAUAAGAGAUGGAAAUGUCGAUAUAUUGGGUAUUUUGUGCCAGAUGAGAUACGAUAGGGGAGGGAUGGUGCAAACGGCGGAACAAUAUGAAUUUAUUCAUAGAGCACUUUAUCUUUUCGAGCAGACACUGGAAAGCAAACCGUCGACUUCGAGCGACUGAAUGAACGUAUUACUAUUACUACUAUAUUUCUUUCGCUUAUUCUUUCGUGAAACGGGGCUUUAUUAUUGCCUAAGAGAAUGUCACUUCGCGCAGGGCUAUAUGCUUACCGCAAAAAAAUAUAAAUUUCUAAUGAAUCUCAAUGAAUCUCAGCCUGUGAACCGACGCUCUCAUUUUUAUCUCAAUAUUUCAACGAGUUCAAACUCGUUUAAUAAGCUGCCAUUUUCUACUGCCAUGACAAAUCGUUGACAAUUGAUAUCAAUCAUCACAGAGCUCAAGAGGUAAAAAAAAAAGGGUUCACCGUCGGAGUGCAUUUUCUAUAAGCAGGUGCUUUUUAAAACUGAGAUAUCACAAAUAGCUUAAUAAAAAGAAUAUUUAUGUUUAUAAUAACGCGCGAUAUGAAUCGUGCGGCACGUACGCUUAAAAAUUAAUAUUAUAUUAUUUUAUAUAAGUUAUGAAUAUAUAGUAUGAAUAUGAAAUAUAAUAUGAAUUAGAAAUAAUCUCUAAAUACGGCGAUAAUAUAUUCGCGAUUCGUAUCGUAAAAUUUAUAUCUAAAGAUCAGACAUUAAACUUGGGAU
Atta colombica is the source of this 2406-nucleotide messenger RNA. RefSeq names its product tyrosine-protein phosphatase non-receptor type 7-like. The transcript is spliced from 8 exons. The record is from RefSeq and is a predicted model, not a curated record. Lineage: Eukaryota; Metazoa; Arthropoda; Insecta; Hymenoptera; Formicidae. Gene Ontology annotation, biological process: protein dephosphorylation. Gene Ontology annotation, molecular function: protein tyrosine phosphatase activity. The coding region runs from base 113 to 1831 and encodes 572 amino acids.